GUCGGUUAUAAUGUAAAUAUGAUCCAUUUUCCCUCGUUCAGUUUGAAUCGGACUCAUUGAUUUGAUUUUGUGUUAUCAGCCGAUUCCCGGAUGGUGGUCUUCAUCUACGCGACUGGACCACAGCGGCAUCCCCACUUUCCCGAGAGGGUGAAGCCUUUUUAAUAACACCGCCAGCCGCUAUGAGACGAAUUACAGGAAAGGCGAAGGAAGAAACUUUGAUCGAGCUGCGGGGCGCAACGGAUUCACAGACUGGAGCAUGUUUGCAGUGAUCUCAUGACACUGUUUGCAGUGAUCUCAGGAGGCAAACAGAUCAAAACAGACAUGCUGGGUGAAUGUCCCUUUACAAUGUGUGACUGUGGGAUCAGUGAGGUCACACUGACAGAUGAAAACAGUGGAAAUGGCGUUCCAUUAUCUGAAAGAGCGACACUGCCAGGACAUACAGAAACAGACAAGUUAAAACCAAACAAAGACACUGUGUUCUUCAGGGAUGGAGUUCGAAGAAUAGACUUUGUGUUGUCUUAUGUAGAUGACAAAGAUGGAGAAAAGAAACAGGAAAGGAGGAGGGAGUUUGAGGCCAAUCUUGAGAAAGCAGGACUGGAGCUGGAGACAGAAGACAAAGCAGACUCCAAAGACCAAAAGACAUAUUUCUUGAAGAUUCAUGCUCCGUGGGAUGUACUGGCCACCUAUGCUGAUGUCUUAAAGAUUAAAGUUCCCUUCAAGGAGAGUGAUAUCCCCCAUGGUCAAGAUGUCCCACUGGAGUGGCUGUCACAUCCUUUCCGCCUGCCACAGGACAUUGUGCACCCACAACGUGACUACUUUACCUACCCCUUCGACAAGACCAAGACAGACUUCUUCCUCAUCAAUGACAAGGAUACUUUUUUUCCGCCUUCCACGAGAAACAGAAUUGUGUUCUACAUCCUGGCUCGUUGUCCGUACUACAAAGAAGGUCGGAAAGAUAGAGAGAAGACGGGAAUCAAGCGACUGCUCAGCAAUGGGACAUAUACAACUGCCUUUCCACUGCAUGAUUGUCGAUACUGGAAAAAGGCCAGAAAUGCUGAAUGUGAGAGUGAGCGCUUCAACCUGUACAAGCACUGGGCCAGGUUUCUCUGCUUUUACAAAGAGCAACCUCUUAACCUCAUCAGGAAGUACUACGGGGAAAAGAUUGGGAUCUACUUCGCUUGGCUGGGCUUCUACACUGAGAUGCUGUUCUUUGCAGCCAUCAUGGGCCUUAUAUGUUUCACCUAUGGAGUGCUCAGUUAUGAUGACAACUUAUCAAGCAAAGAAAUAUGUGACGCCAAUAUUGGAGGCAGUAUUUUGAUGUGCCCACUUUGUGACAAAAAGUGCCCUUUCUGGAAGCUCAACUCUACGUGUCUCUCAUCCUGGCAAUCCCAUCUGUUUGAUAAUGAGGGAACAGUAUUCUUUGCCAUAUUUAUGGGGAUUUGGGUAACUUUGUUUUUGGAGUUCUGGAAACGGCGUCAAGCCCGGCUGGAGUACGAGUGGGACUUGGUGGACUUUGAAGAAGAACAGCAACAGCUUCAAAUCCGGCCCGAGUUUGAAAUCCGUUGCACUAACAGGAGGCUCAACAAGAUCACUAAGGAAAUGGAACCAUACCUCCCCGUCACCAGCAAGUGUGCUCGCUUCUGCCUCUCAGGAGCCACUGUUUUAUUCUGGAUUUCUCUGAUAGUGGCCUGUAUGAUUGGAGUCAUAGCAUACAGGCUGGCUGUGUAUGCUGCAUUUGCAAGUAUCAUUAAAGACCCGCUGAGGAAGAUCCAGCUGGUGGGCAGAUUUAUCACUCCACAGCUAGCGACUUCUGUCACUGCUUCCUGCAUCAACUUUGUCAUCAUCAUGAUCCUCAACUUCUUUUAUGAGAGGGUAGCCAUCUGGAUCACUGAUAUGGAAAUCCCAAAGACCCACCUAGAGUAUGAGAACAGGUUGACCAUGAAGAUGUUCCUGUUCCAGUUUGUCAACUACUACUCCUCAUGCUUCUAUGUGGCCUUUUUCAAAGGCAAAUUUGUGGGUUAUCCCGGUAACUACUCAUAUAUGUUUGGCAAAUGGAGCAAAUUGAGGAACGAGGAGUGUGACCCUGGGGGCUGUCUGAUUGAGCUGACCACACAGCUGGUGAUCGUCAUGGCAGGAAAACAACUCUGGGGCAACAUUCAGGAAGCCCUGCUGCCGUUGAUGCGUAACUGGUGGAGUAGCAGAAAGCGACGGCACCAUUCUGAGAACCAAUACAGCCGCUGGGAGCAGGACCACGUCCUGCAGAACUUCAGCCAGCUGGGACUGUUCUAUGAGUACCUGGAGAUGGUGGUCCAGUUUGGUUUCAUCACUUUGUUUGUGGCCUCCUUCCCCCUGGCGCCACUCCUGGCUCUGUUCAACAACAUCUUGGAGAUCAGAGUGGACGCCUGGAAGUUCACCACCCAGUUCAGACGACCAGUGGCAUCCAAGGCCCGAAACAUCGGAGCGUGGCAGGAAAUCCUCAACGCAGUGGCCAUUUUGUCUGUUGUUACCAAUGCUUUCAUAAUGGCAUUUACCUCAGAUAUGAUCCCCCGUAUGGUCUACCUCUAUGUCUACGGGAAAGGCAGCAUGAAGGGCUACAUAAACAACAGCCUGUCAAUAUACAAAAUAUCACAGAUGCAGAUAGACAAUGUACCAGAUGAACAAGACUACUCGUUUGAUAACUCAACCACCACCUGCAGAUACCGUGACUACCGUUACCCUCCAGGCCACGAGAGGGAGUACACUCACACCAUGUGGUUCUGGCACAUUCUGGCUGCCAAAAUGGCCUUCAUUAUUAUCAUGGAACAUGUGGUCUUUGUGGUGAAGUUUUUCGUGGCGUGGCUGAUCCCGGAUGUCCCGUCAGAUGUGACUGCAAGGAUUAAACGAGAACGCUACCUAAUUCAAGAGUACCUGCAUAACUACGAGGUGGAGAGGCUCAAACUCCAGCUGAGUGCCAGUUUCAUCACAGAGCCACCGUCAGAAAUGUCCUUGAUGUCAGACAAGCACGAAUUGUUGUCUGAGUGCCUGUAGCUUCUGCUUCACACCUCCAACCAGCCAAGCCAAGAAUGGACAAUGUCUGGGAGUUUUAACCUGCUCAACAAGAACAUCUAUAUACAGUGCAAGGGCUUCUGUGUUUGGGAUAAAAAUGCUAUUAUGUUUUCUCUCUGAAUGGACUCCUAUAUUAGGAUUUGCCAAGAGGCAUCAGAAAAAAAAACAAUUUCACUUUUCUUAAAAUCAUCUUCUUGAUUGAGUGAAACAUCUCUGUGCCAUAAAAAAUGUGUAGUGAUGGAAAAUAACAGCAAAGUGUAAAAAAGACUGCAGCUUGUACGGUUCCCCAUGUAAUGCCUUCAGACUCUCUGUUUGUCAUGAGUGAAAAAAAUAUCUCUGUAUUUGCUGAUAGAGUUAAAGUUUGUGGUGUUAUAACAUUAGGUGUAAUUACCCUUUAAAGAGUUUGGUUAUGAUACAAUCCAUUUUUACUUUCUGCAUGUGAUCUUUCUAAUACAAGAUGAAGGACUCUUCAGACAAGAGGAUGUGUCAGUUGCAAAUGUUGUACAGCAAUUGUGGUUAAGAUAAUUCACAUAAUUUAAGGUGUUUUACAUCACACCGCCUUUAUCUGCCAUUUAACUAUAAAUAUAAAAAACAUCUAAUAUGAAACACAUCUAUAUAUUAACAAGUGAAGAGGCAGUGCUUAUUCCUCAGACAACUUGACUGUGUUUCUUUUUAAAUCAUUUUUAAUAAGUGGUAGCAACACAACCUUUAGUUCCACUGAUCUAUAGCUGGGCUAUAUAAUUGUCUGUUUUGUUAUGUGAGUCUAUUAUGUUUAGAGAAAAGCUCUUAAAAACUGCAUGUGACAACCAAAUACUUCCAUUACACUGCAGUUAUAAUGUAACAAUCAGAGGUGUGGUGUUAAUCCAUCCGAUCCACCCUGAGUUAGUUAGUAAUGUGGUGAGACAGCAGCAGCAGGCUCAUGUCUGACAAAUGUAUUUCCAAAUUGCUGCAGGACCAAUAACAAGAUUUUUAUCAAUGGAAAAAAGAAAAUGCUGGAAGAUCACUUGUCAGAUCUUCUGUUUUAAUACAAUCCCUUUGUAAGUUUAGACUGAUCGUGUGUCAGCUUUCCUCCUUGUGUUACAUAUAGUUAUUAAAAUGCCUAUGUUUUCAGAUUGCAGAUCAUUGGUGUCUCCGUAUACUGUAGGUAUAAACAGUUGUAACCUUUAUUUCUGAGAUAUACAGAAAGGACAAACACUUCUUGUACUCUGGUUGGGAUAUGUGUGUGAAGAUUUCAGUGAAAAAUAUGACUCUAGCUGGUUACAAAGUGUUGCUGUAGAUAUAGAGAAUGUUAUCUAAUUAAUUUAUUGAGCGGUGUCUGCUCUGUAGUAGUAGAUUUAUUUUAUAAUAAUCUUUUUCAGAUUUUCUUGUACAUUUUAAUGCAACAACUGAUUUCUUAUUUUUUAUUUAUCAUCUCAUAAAUGACCACCAAGCAGUGUUAGUUCAGACUGUUCAAGUACAUUUUAUGCUAUAAAUUACUACUUUGUCAAGGGACCAGCCAAUUAAAAAACUGCGCAUUCUCUGACAAAGAUCUGUUUAUAUUCCUUUGCAGUAUUUUAGUCAUUUACUGGUUACAGUAUAGCUUUUUUAUCUUCUCAAGAGUAACUUUUAGAUAUUUCCGUGUUUAUAUUGAAGUCUCUUUGUAAUUUAAACUGUAAAUGAUGCAGUUGUGAUUUCAACUAUCAGCAAAUUAUAUUUUAUAUUUGUCAAAAUCUAAGCCUGGCUUACUCUAAUCUCAGGACUAAAUGUCUUCUAAUGUUUGUUGAUCAUCACCUGUUGAUACAGAGAGCAGAUGCAUUCUGAUGGUUAGAGCAUGAUCCUGCACCGUGCAGGUUGUAUUUCCCAACAAACAAAUGCCUUAAACAUCUGUGUUUACUUUUUUAUAUGAUUUUGUAAUGAAAAAGUUUCCUAUCUGAAUUCAAAACCUGUUUCAUAUCAUUUGUUGCUGCUACUAGUCACUGCAAAGUAUUUGUUUUAUCUGAUUUGAUGUACAUGGACUUCUGUUAUGUUGUGUUAAGUUCAUUGUAGCCCAUUGUACAGAAAUGCAGUAACACUAUUAAUAUUCACAACAAAUAAAGACAUAACUAGUU
This is a messenger RNA of Micropterus dolomieu (smallmouth bass), 5132 nucleotides long. It is a transcript of the gene ano5b, whose product is annotated as anoctamin 5b. Gene Ontology annotation, cellular component: plasma membrane. Bases 274 to 3027 code for a protein of 917 amino acids. Gene Ontology annotation, biological process: chloride transmembrane transport. The transcript is spliced from 21 exons. The record is from RefSeq and is a predicted model, not a curated record. NCBI's taxonomy places the organism in Eukaryota, Metazoa, Chordata, Actinopteri, Centrarchiformes, Centrarchidae. Gene Ontology annotation, molecular function: protein dimerization activity; chloride channel activity.